UGUCCCACGGCUGCAUGGAGCGACUCCUCCGGCCACAGGCCCUACUCCUGGUGGCCCUGCUGUUUCCAGGGCUGUGCGAGGCCAGGCAUGCAAGCCAGGGAGGCGCCGAGGACACCAGGGCACCCAGGGAUGAGGCCCUCAGACCUGGAACCAAUGAUUCUCAGGGGCUUCACCACCCAGGAAAGCGCUACCUUGUGCCACUCACCCCCCCCGCUGAUUAUGAAACAGGUUUCAAAGUUGUCAACUGCAGGAAAAGCGAAGGCCUUUGUCAAGAAUAUUGUAAUUAUAUGGAAAUACAAGUGGGCUACUGCUCUGAAAGAAAGGAUGCCUGCUGUUUAUCUCAGAAUUGAGGCUGCUGACACAGAAGCGAGAGGGUCAUCCACCUGCUGUCCUCCUGGGCCAUGGCAAAGACCCAGGUGCAGGUCAUCUGAGGAAGGACCUGAGCAGAGAGGAGUUGAGCAUUGUCACCUGGGCCAGGAAGUCUAAAUAUGUUAUUGUAGAAAAAUAAAGAUAAAAAUGGGCUACACAUAAUCUUAUAGACAUGAUCUUAGAGAAAGUGACUUGGCUAGAGAUGAAUAAAAUCACACAAUUUUUGGUGGUGAUGUGGAUGUAAUAAACUUUAU
Molecule: messenger RNA, 623 nt
Organism: Eptesicus fuscus (big brown bat)
Lineage: Eukaryota; Metazoa; Chordata; Mammalia; Chiroptera; Vespertilionidae
Product: sperm-associated antigen 11B-like
Exons: 3
Coding region: 15-350 (111 amino acids)
Biological process (GO): antimicrobial humoral immune response mediated by antimicrobial peptide
Cellular component (GO): extracellular region
Source: RefSeq, a predicted model, not a curated record